AUAUUCUCUCCUCGAUUCGCUUCUUCUCAGAAAUCUUCCUCAUAUAAGAUUCCAUUGUGCCCUAUUUUAUCUUCUCUUUCUCUGCCUUAAUUAAAUAUCUGUUUCAGUUCGGCUUUCUGUUUCUCCUCUUAAAUUAUCGGUGUUCAUCACUCGGAUCUCAGGAUUCUUUUGCAUUCCUACGAAGUAAUGGCUGCUCGUUAAUGGCGAGAAGUUAGCGUAAUAGCCAGUUUGCUUGGCAAAAUUUGAGCAAUUUGUUUGGAUCAUUUCAAGAUACAAAACCAGUUCUAGCAUGGAGUAGCCGGUAUUAAUCUCCUUCGAGAGCCAGACAUCAUUUUGAUUGUCUUUUUGGUUGAUUUAUCGAAACUGAAUCUGGCUCUUGAAAGUAUUCGCCCAAGGCACACAUUCGAGGAUCCAGGCUACCAAGAAAAUUUCAGCGAGAACUUCGAACUCCAUUGAUCAUCAGUUGUUUAGAAUCAUGGAAGUGACGAUCUCUCCUCAAACCCAAAAGAUGAACUCCCAAACUCCGCGAAAAAGCUCGUUCAUCGGCUCCCAUAAAGAUCUGUGGCUUGCUGUGCGGGUGGGGUCAGUUGCUGAUGUGGAGUCGGCAUUGACCAUACUGAAGAAGAAUGGGGGUAAUAUAAAUUUAAGGAAUGCUUGUGGUUUGACUCCUCUUCAUAUUGCUACCUGGAGAAACCACAUUCCCAUUAUUAGGAGGCUCCUUGCAGCUGGUGCUGAUCCUGAAGCCAGGGAUGGUGAAUCCGGAUGGAGUAGCCUUCACAGAGCUUUACAUUUUGGCCAUCUUGCAGUGGCCAGUGUCCUUAUUGAAUCAGGUGCUUCUAUUGUCUUGGAAGAUUCUAAAUCCCGAACACCAGUUGAUUUGGUCUCAGGACCUGUGGCUCAGGUCAUUGGUGAGGAACGAACCUCAGUGGCCACAGAGGUUUUCAGCUGGGGAAAUGGUGCAAAUUAUCAACUUGGAACUGGCAAUCAACAUGUACAGAAACUACCUUGCAGAGUUGAUUCAUUGCAUAGUUGCUACAUUAAGUUGGUCUCUGCUGCCAAGUUCCACAGUGUUGCUGUUAGUUCUCAUGGAGAGGUCUACACAUGGGGUUUUGGAAGGGGUGGUCGCCUUGGACAUCCCGAGUUUGACAUCCACAGUGGCCAAGCUGCGGUUAUCACUCCCCGCCAGGUGAUAUAUGGUUUAGGAUCCCGCCGAGUAAAGGCAGUUGCUGCUGCUAAGCAUCAUACUGUUAUUGCUACAGAGGGCGGGGACGUAUUCACUUGGGGUUCCAAUAGAGAGGGUCAGCUUGGUUAUACCUCUGUGGAUACCCAGCCUACGCCACGAAGAGUGAGCACUCUUAAGGUGAAGAUAGUGGCUGUUGCUGCGGCAAACAAGCAUACGGCCGUAGUUUCUGAAUCGGGUGAAGUUUUCACGUGGGGUUGCAACAGGGAAGGUCAGCUUGGUUAUGGAACCUCAAACUCUGCAUCAAAUUAUACUCCAAGAUUGGUCGAUUACUUGAAAGGAAAGGUUUUCGUAGCGGUUGCAUGUGCAAAGUACCACACUCUUGUGCUGCGGGAUGAUGGAGAGGUGUUUACUUGGGGUCAUCGGCUCGUGACACCGAGGCGUGUCGUUAUUUGCCGAAAUUUAAAGAAAUCAGGGAAUGCACUUCUGAAUUUCCAUCGGAGGAAGCCUCUUCGUUUGACUGCCAUUGCUGCGGGAAUGGUACACAGCGUGGCUCUCGCCGAAGACGGUGCUCUGUUCUAUUGGGUUUCGUCCGACCCCAAUCUAAGAUGCCAACAGUUGUAUUCACUGGUUGGGAAAAGCCUUGUGAGCAUCUCGGGCGGUAAAUACUGGACAGCUGCAGUUACGAGUACCGGUGAUGUUUACAUGUGGGACGGGAAGAAGAAUGGUAAGGAUAAUAAGCCGCCAACUCUUACUCGUCUCCACGGUGUGAAGAGGGCUACAUCAGUUUGUGUCGGAGAAACACAUCUCGUGGUUGUGGGUUCUCUGUACCACCCUGCCUAUGCUCCUAACGCGGUGGAUAAGUGUCAGGCCGUGCGAGCUGAUAAAUGCGGGGAAGAACUCGAAGAACUGGACGAGGGUUUUAUGUUCAAUGAUGCCGAAUCUGAUAACAUGAUAUCGUCUGUCCAACAUGACGAUUCUAGGGAGAGGAAAGUGCCUAGCUUGAAAAGUUUAUGUGAGAAAGUGGCUGCUGAGUUCCUAGUAGAGCCCCGAAAUGCAAUUCAGCUGCUCGAGAUUGCGGAUUCUCUUGAAGCAGAUGAGCUGAAAAAGUACUGUGAGGAAAUUGUUAUCCGAAACCUUGAUUUUAUCUUGACGGUUUCACCGCAAGUUUUCGCAAGUACAUCACCCGAUGUACUUGCUUAUCUCGAGAAGUUACUCGAUGACAAAUCAACCCAAGCAUGGAGUUUCCGUCGCCUCCCAACACCAACGGCAACAUUCCCAGUUGUUAUAGACAGCGAAGAGGAGGAAACUGAAGGCGAUAUCCUGAAAACUCGGGACAACCAUAUGAAACACUUGUCCUCUAUUGUUGAGGAAGGCCCUCGAUCGGAUUCCUUUUUACAGCCACAGGACGAGCUGAGUCAAUGUAUCUCAAGACAAGUCCGAGCUUUGCGGAAAAAGUUGCAGCAAAUCGAGAUCCUCGAAGCAAAGCACUCGAGAGGGCAUUCUCUUGAUGGUCAGCAAAUGGCUAAACUUCAGAAGAAACUGGAUCUCGAAUGUUCCCUGGCCGAGCUUGGUAUUCCCAUUGAGAUGGCCCCCGAGGCAAAGUCCACAUCUCCUAUGCAGCUCGAUGGAAAGGCCAAUCGAAAGGCCGAGGGUUCGAAGAAAAAGAAGAAGAAGAACAAACAGAGGUCGGCACAGGUGGAAGCGGUGGCUGAUUUUGAAGGAAUGAAAGUGGAAGCAGAUAAAUCGGGGAGUAAAUUUACCGAAGAAAUUCCUCAAGUUCUCAAGCCUAAGGAUGGUGACGAUACCCUGAACGUAACUAUUUCCACUGAGUUCUCGCAAGAAUCGGACUUUGUCUCACUGAAGAAAGAUGCAACAUCCGAUUCACCGAAGAACAAGAGAUCAUCAACGAUUCCCAGCAAGAAAAAGAACAGAAAGGGAGGCCUUUCCAUGUUCCUGACCGGUGCACUUGAUGAGACCCCGAAGCCUGUCACUCCUCCACCAUUGCCCAAAAAAGAGGGUCCUGCUUGGGGCGGGGCCAAGAUCUCAAAGGGGUUUGCUUCGCUUCGGGAAAUCCAGACCGAGCAAAGCAAGAUCCAGCCACAAGAAUCUGUGAGGAGUAUUAAAACCCAUCAGGGAGAUGAUUCUUCUUCUAGUAGAACAACAGCUGAAGGGAAGAUACCACUGAGUUCCUUCUUGACAUCGAAGCCGAUUCCUGUGGUUUCUUCAUCUAAAACUACUCAGCAAUCUGAUUUGGAAAGAGGAACAGCUUCUUGGGCAUCUUCAGGAACACCUCCUCACUUAGCUCGGCCUUCUCUCAGAGACAUCCAGAUGCAGCAGGUGAAGAAGCAACAGUCCCUUUCCCACAGUCCGAAGACAACGACGUCUGGGUUCUCUGUCGUGAUGGGACAGGGCUCUCCAUCGGAUUCGCCUGGAACGAACCGAUGGUUCAAACCCGAGAUAGAGGCUCCGUCAUCGAUCCGUUCGAUCCAGAUUGAAGAGAAGGCCAUGAAGGAUUUGCGACGAUUCUACAGCAGCGUCAAGGUAGUGAAGAACCAGAUCUGAUAUGGCGAUGGCGAUGGCGAUGGCGAUGGUGAUGGUGAUGGUGAUGGUGAUGAUGGCAUCAUCAUCAGUGUUGUAAAUCUGAGAGUGUACAGAUAAAUGGUUUUCAUGUACAUUUGGGAUUCUUCUAACUUAGCAAAGUCUCGUUUCCUUUCUAGUUCCUAUCAGUAGCAGCGCUUCACUGAUGGAUGAUGAUGCCUUUUUUUGAAGGUCUCUCGCAUCUUUUAGCCAGAUGUAACACUAAAGAUUCUGGGUUAGAAUUUCUUUCUUUAUUUCAAGAAAGACCCUCACUUUAAGCAUCAUUUCAAAUUUGA
Tarenaya hassleriana is the source of this 4056-nucleotide messenger RNA. RefSeq lists its product as uncharacterized. Gene Ontology annotation, molecular function: protein binding. Bases 476 to 3745 code for a protein of 1089 amino acids. The transcript has 11 exons. The record is from RefSeq and is a predicted model, not a curated record. NCBI's taxonomy places the organism in Eukaryota, Viridiplantae, Streptophyta, Magnoliopsida, Brassicales, Cleomaceae.